Messenger RNA from Arabidopsis thaliana (thale cress), 1840 nucleotides. Its product is annotated as F-box/RNI-like/FBD-like domains-containing protein. The record is from RefSeq and is marked reviewed. Bases 138 to 1142 code for a protein of 334 amino acids. Lineage: Eukaryota; Viridiplantae; Streptophyta; Magnoliopsida; Brassicales; Brassicaceae. The transcript is spliced from 3 exons.
CAAAAAUUGGAAUCGGAACCGCUUCGAACGUAUAAAUACUUCAAUUUUGUGAUUCUCUUUCAUUAUCACUUCAUGUUCAUCGUUUAGCUCGUAGCUGAAGCUAAUUCCACAACUCCGGCCAAUAAUUCCGCCGGCGAAUGGAAUCCACGGUCAUGCCUGGGUUUGAUAGAAUUAGCGAAUUGCCGGAAUCUUUGAUUAGUCAAAUACUGUUACACCUUCCGACUAAAGCUUCUGUGAAGACGAGUGUUUUAUCGACUAGAUGGAAGAAUCUAUGGCUUAAUGUUCCCGGACUUGAUUUGAACUGCCGUGAUUUCCCCUUUCAGAACAACAACGAAAAACUGUUGAUUGAUUUCAUUGACAGAUUUCUCCAGUUUAACAAUGAGUCACGUCUUCAAAAAUUCAAGGUAGAUUACAGUAGAGAUAAGAUCAUUAAGUUCUCGGAUCGGAUUGGUGACGCGAUUAGCCGCGGGAUUCGAGUUUUAGAUGUUGAGAGCAAUACCUAUUAUCGAGAUGCUGAUGAUUGCAUUGACUAUCCUUGUAUCGAGUUCAUGCCUCUGAAUCUUUAUUCGUGUAAGACAUUGGUUUCUUUGAAGCUUUCGUAUUCGGGUCUUGAGGAUCCAGGGUUUGUCUAUUUGCCUUGUCUCAAAUUCAUGCAUCUUCGAGAAGUUCGAUGGGAUAGUAGUGGUACUAUGAAUCUGGAGAAGCUUGUUUCAGGUUGUCCUGUUCUUGAAGAACUGAUUUAUCUUCAUGAUGAUAAAUUGGUGGUUACGCGUGUGAGAUCUCGAAGCUUGAAGAGGUUUUCUAUUCCGUUUAGGCAUAAACUUUCUUUGUUUAGGAGAGUGACACAGACAUUUGAGAUUGAUGCUCCUGGACUAGAGUAUAUGAGUCUUAAAGCAGACCAUUUCGAUAGAAUCGUGGUAAAGAACCUUACUUCUUUAUUCAUGAUUGACCUUGAUAUCAAAUUCAUUGUCGGGUUUGGCUGGAUGUUUGAUCCGGAGGACUUACCAAAGAGAAAUGAAAUCCGUGAUUUUCUCACCGGGAUAUCUAGUGUAAGACAUAUGGUCAUCUCUCAUAAUACAGUGAAGGUAUAUAUUUUUGUACAACAAAUUUUGGUCUUUUUCUACUUGGGAAACUCUCACUAGCAUCCAUUUUUUCCUUUCCUUCUUGUUGCAGGCCCUUGAUCUUUACUCAAAAGUAGGACUGAUUCCCAAAUUCAAUAACUUAUCCCGUGUAGAGGCUGCGUUCCCGAGCUCCUUGUUACAGUUUUUGCCAGCCUUUCUUGAGAGCUUCCCGAAUCUGAAACACUUAAUCUUGGAAACUGAAUGUCCAGUGGAGGUGAUGGAGAAGUUUGAACUCGUAAAUGUGCCUCGGUGUUUCGUAUCGACUCUUGAACAUGUUGAGAUAAAAGGAUUGUUUGACUGGGGGGAACAGGAUAUGAAAAUAGCGAGUUACUUUCUCGAAAACUCAGCAGUCCUCAAGAAACUGAUUCUGAGUUUCAUGGGUUGUCCUCAACAUUAUUCGGAAUCAGAUAUCUACGAGGAACUUAAUAAACUCACAAAACGUUCUCCGAGAUGUCAAAUUAUCAUUAGAUGCUGAAUGAGGCCAUGAGUAUCAUGUGUAGAAAGUCUGUUUUCUCAUGAAACACUGAUUUUUUAAAGAUCAUUUUGUUCUUCUUCUUAGUUUUGGUUGGAUUCCUUGACCAUAAAACUCGGUCAUAGAACGAAAACAUUGUUGUUUUUUUAAUUUUUUCUUAAUCUCAAUCUCAGUUUCUUAUGAUCUAUUGGAUUCUCUGAAGAAAGUGAUAUUAUUACACUGGACACUGGUAGUAGGAACAUUGGAC